Messenger RNA from Lactuca saligna, 360 nucleotides. The record is from the annotation of a GenBank genome assembly. NCBI's taxonomy places the organism in Eukaryota, Viridiplantae, Streptophyta, Magnoliopsida, Asterales, Asteraceae.
AUGGGUAGGCCUAGGUUGGAACCUGAUUUGCAUAAUUGGUCAAGAACUAAAAGAGAAUGUAGAGGUGGUAGAAGGGCUGGUGUAGGAAGAAGUAGAGGUGGUGGUAGGGGAUCUAGUGGAAGAGGAAAUAUAGGUAGUGGUAGGGGAUCUGAAGAGAUCAUGGACUGUCUUGGACCCAAUGAAGCAGAAUUACAACAAAUUAAAGGUCUUGGAUUGAGUGAACCAGAAUUACGACAAAUUGAAGGUCUUGGAUUGAGUAAAGCAGAAGAUGUUGGAAUUGCUAGCCAAAUAACAAUUGAAGAACUCCCUACAACUCAAGCACUUGGAGAUGAGGAAAGGAUGAAUGAGGAUGAUGACUAG